Rhizoctonia solani is the source of this 4653-nucleotide messenger RNA. Its product is annotated as peptidase family M1 protein. The record is from RefSeq and is a predicted model, not a curated record. NCBI's taxonomy places the organism in Eukaryota, Fungi, Basidiomycota, Agaricomycetes, Cantharellales, Ceratobasidiaceae. Gene Ontology annotation, molecular function: zinc ion binding; metalloaminopeptidase activity; peptide binding. Gene Ontology annotation, cellular component: cytoplasm. The coding region runs from base 1 to 4653 and encodes 1550 amino acids. Gene Ontology annotation, biological process: proteolysis; peptide catabolic process. The transcript is spliced from 26 exons.
AUGAUCAGGUCUGGGUUAUCUGUUGCUAGAAGUACCAGGAGUGCAGGUGCGAUUCAUACGAAUGGUGUAGGAAGAAGAUGGAUUGGUACUACCACGCGCACUUCGAGGACACAAGGUUUUGGGACUCGAAAUUCUGGAGCAUUUAUUACUGGAGCAGCUCUUGCCGCUGCCACAGCCACGAUCUACGCAUUCAACGCGGCACAAGUAGCACAUAACGAAGACCCUAACUCUAUAGCAGCCUCGAUUUCUGGGUCAAAAAACACUGCGCCGCUGAAGUUGGAGGACGACGGAAAACUCCAUACAUACGUAUGGGGUUCAAACAAAUAUAAUAUUUUGUCACCUGGUUCAGGUAAAGAUACCAUUCGAACGCCAGAGGAUGUCAUAUCCUGGACCGGUUUAGCCUUGCGAGAUCUAGCUUUUCACGAAAAGCACGCCGCUUGUGUCGAUGCCGCGGGAGAUGUCUACCAAUGGGGCGAUGCUUACUACGGAGAAGGAAACUCAAGUGGCGGGCCUCAAAGGACGUUGUCAGGAAAGAAUGUAUCUCAAAUUGCUUUAUCAGCUGCCAGAGUCUUUGCUCUAUCAGAAAAGACAGGAAAAAUAUACGUGCUAUCCCAGGAUUCAGAAAAGCAAACUAGAAAUGACACUACGGAAGGUUCCUGGUGGAACCUUGGUGGGUGGCUGGGUGGUAAUUUUCUGGUCGACUAUCUUGAACUGAAGGUUGACAGUAAGUUGAACCGCGGCGAAAAGUUUACAUCUAUCUCAGCGGGACGCGAUCACCUUAUUGCACUUACAUCUCAAGGACGAACAUUUUCACUGCCUAUUUCACUUUCUGCGAAUACUUAUGGUCAACUCGGUUUCCGUAAAUUUACGCUUCCAGAUAGCACCGCUGAAAAUCCAUCCAUUGCCCCACGCAUCCCUAUUGAACUAACGCCUCGUAUUUUGGAGGACCCUCAUGCACUCGCCACCCCCUUUGUGCGCACCGGACAAACAGGUUCAUCAACAUAUGUGGAUCCUGGUAUUGGCUUUUGUGAUAUGCUGUUUGAGAUUCCCUCGUUAAGGGGGCUGAAAAUUGCUCAAGCCUCGGCCGGGGACCGGUGUAGCUAUGUGAGAACCGAAGAUGGACGGGUCCUGACCUGGGGUGCUAAUUCGUUUGGACAACUCGGGCUGGGCGCUACGGUAGUUAAAGAAGCGGUGACUAUCCCUACAGAAGUAAUACUAUCUCGCAAUUAUCCGGCCGGAAGUAACGUGAAAUGCACUGGUCUAGCGACAGGCGGUGAUAUAGCGUACUUUGUUGUAGAUGUGAUUGCUCCCGAUAACACUGCUUCCGUAGAUGUAUUGGCAUGUGGUAUGGGUCAGUGGGGCGGCCUAGGAAACGGCCAAUUCUUGCAGUUACAGGGAGCCCCGGUUAAAGUCAAAUCUGUCAGUGGAAUUACCGAAUACAAUGAAGCUACGCGUUCCGUGCAACCGCUUCGGACGCGCUCGAUUUCGGUCUCGCCUGCCCCCCAGACAUCUCAUGCCUUGUUGACUCUCGACACCGGGACACUUGGCGAGGCCCCAAGUGCGCACCGAGCUCAUCCGGUGGGUCACGAUGUCCUCGUACUUGGUUAUAAUGCCGAUGGUCAGCUGGGCAACGGAAAACGCGCUAAUUUAUGUGUCCCGAGCCAUGUGUCUGCGCUUGGAGGUGUAGUUGGACGAAUGAUGCUCAAAAAUCGCGAAAAGGUCGCAUUGAUAGAUAUGCAGGGGCGCAGUUGCGGAAAAGGGAGCGUAGAGGAAACUGCCGUAGCCGGCUGGAACUAUUCCAAGUCCACACGCCCACGGCGCAAGGCUCAAGAUCGAUUCCAGCUCCACCGUCGCCCUUGCUUUACAUCCAGCCACAACAUAGCGAUGUCUGCUCCCGCGCAACAAGAUACUCCCAAACCUCGUGAAGAGUAUAGACUCCCGACAAAUGCACGCCCGACGCACUACGAUCUUACAAUCCAAACAGACCUGGAUGCACUCACAUUCAAGGGAUUUGUAAUCAUAGAUCUCGAUAUCGUGGAAGAGACCUCAAUCAUCACCUUCAAUUCAUCUAAUCUCAUUCUUCACGAGAAUGGCCUUAAUGUAACAUCGGAGGCCCUCAAGACUGAGCAAACCCAGAGCGUCAAGCUUACAGGGGUGGAUGAGAAGUCUGAGCGCGCAUCGGUGCAGCUUACUACUCCACUUCCCAAGGGAAGCAAGGCCAAAUUGCGGAUUGGAUAUGAAGGGAAGUUAACAGGAAGUAUGAUGGGAUAUUACUAUUCGUCCGCCCAUCACGAGGGCAAGCCAAGGAAUUAUACCUUGACCCAAUUUGAGCCUACCGCUGCACGGCGAGCAUUCCCAUGUUGGGAUGAACCCGCACUCAAAGCUACCUAUUCGGUUACUAUGAUUUCGCGCGAAGAUACAGUAUCGCUUUCCAAUAUGCCUGCCACUAACGAGAAGCCGUUUGUUGAGAGCGAAGUUAGCGAGAGCGAGAAAGGAGGUGUCGGAAAGUUGGUCAAAAUGAAGAUGAAGACUAAGGUCGAGGGUACAACAGUCAAUCAAAAGGGCUGGAAGAUAACAACUUUCGAGAAGAGUCCUCCGAUGUCUUCCUACCUCGUAGCAUUCGCUAAUGGACAUUUCGAGCACCUCGAAUCCUCUUAUACUUCACCUAUCAGCGGGAAGACCCGCCCAUUGCGUAUCUAUGCUACCAAGGAUAUAAUUCACCAGGCUCAGUUUGCACUCGACGUCAAAGCCAAGGUCCUUCCUAUCUACGAGAAGGUAUUUGAUGUCGAGUACCCCCUUCCCAAACUCGAUACUCUUGUAGCCAACGACUUUGAUGCUGGCGCCAUGGAAAAUUGGGGCCUGAUCACUGGUCGCACGUCUGUCUUCCUCUUCGACGAGAAGAAAUCUGACUUGGCGGCUAAGAAGCGGGUUGCGACUGUCCAGAGCCACGAGUGUGCCCAUAUGUGGUUCGGUGAUAUUGUGACCAUGAAUUGGUGGAAUUCUCUCUGGCUGAACGAGGGCUUUGCAACAAUCGCUGGGGAGGUUAUAAUUAUUGACAAGGUAUUCCCCGAGUGGCGCGUGCAUAGUGAAUUUAUCACGCACCACCUCGAGCGUGCUCUUGAGCUUGAUGCACAGCGAUCUUCUCACCCUAUAGAAGUGGAUUGCCCCGAUGCAAAUCAGAUCAACCAGAUUUUCGAUGCUCUUUCUUACUCCAAGGCAGCAUCGAUGCUCCGUAUGCUCGCGCGCUAUGUUGGAGAAGACACGUUCUUGAAGGGCGUGUCCAUCUACCUCAAGAAGCGCCUGUACGGCAACAGCGACCCCAAGGACCUAUGGGAUGGAAUUACAGAAGCUGCUGGUGUCGACGUUGGAAAGGUUAUGAAAAACUGGGUCUUCGAGAUCGGUUUUCCAUUCUUGACGGUAACGGAAACCGCCGAUGGUAUCCACGUUCGCCAAGACCGCUUCCUGUCCACUGGAGACGCUACAGAUGCGGAAAACCAGACAAUCUGGCAUAUUCCUCUCUCACUACUCACCGUCGGAGCCGAUGGUAAAGCCACUGUAGACCACAGCAUCGUCCUCUCCGAACGCGAAACUGAUAUCAAGCUCGAUACCAGCAGACCUUGGAAGCUUAAUGCGGGAACUGUUGGUGUAUUCCGUAGCGCAUAUACACCCGAGAGGUUGGCCAAACUUGGAGAAGAAGCCUCGCGUUCGGGGAGCGUAUUUAGUCUUGAAGAUCGUGUUGGCCUCGUCUCCGAUGCUAUGGUCCUUGCUCGUGCAGGAUAUGGCAAAACUAGCGGAGGAUUGAAUCUCAUCUCUCGUUUGCAUGACGAGAGCGAACACCUUGUAUGGGAAGGAAUUGCAUCGCACUUGAACACGAUCGAGAAGGUCUGGUGGGAGCAACCGGCAGAACAGCUCGAAGCUCUUAAGGCUUUCCGUCGAUACCUUUUCACUCCUUUGGUUAAGAAACUUGGCUAUGAUUUCGACGAUAAUGAUGCCCCAGACGUUCGCCAAUUACGCACACUUGCGAUCACUCAGAGUGCCACUGCCCAGGACGAAACUGUUAUCAAGGAGCUUCGCUCACGAUUUGCUCAUUUCCAUUCUACCGGCGAUGACUCUAAGAUCCCCGCUGACCUCCAACGUAUCAUCUACCGCACGGCCGUACAUUACGGUGGUGAGGAGGAGUACGAGGCUGUUAAAAAAAUUGCGGAAAACCCGCCUACACCUUCCUCUAAGAUCGCCGCUAUGUUGGCAAUGACGUACGCUCAAGACAACUCACUGGUCGAGAAGACACUCCAGUAUAUGGAUACAAGUGUUAAGGAUCAGGAUAUCAUGUACUACUUUGCGGGCCUCUCUGGAAAUCGCGCAAGCCGUCGACGUAUCGCCAAGUAUUUCAAGGAGAAUUAUGAGAAGAUUUACAAGCGUUUCGAAGGCAACUUCUCUCUCAACUACCUUGUCAAGUAUUCGUUUGAUAGUUUCUCUACUGAGAAAGACGCUAAAGAUGUGGAGGAGUUCUUCAAGGACAAAGACACUUCCAAAUACAACCUUGCUCUGGCUCAGACCCUCGACUCGAUCCGUGCGAGCACCAAAUGGCUUGAUCGUUCCCGGGACGAUGUUGCGGAGUGGCUGGCUGAUUGGGAGAAAAAGAUGAAAGCAUGA